Austrofundulus limnaeus is the source of this 2407-nucleotide messenger RNA. It is a transcript of the gene fga, whose product is annotated as fibrinogen alpha chain. Gene Ontology annotation, biological process: fibrinolysis; platelet activation; blood coagulation. NCBI's taxonomy places the organism in Eukaryota, Metazoa, Chordata, Actinopteri, Cyprinodontiformes, Rivulidae. The transcript is spliced from 8 exons. Gene Ontology annotation, cellular component: fibrinogen complex. The coding region runs from base 113 to 2158 and encodes 681 amino acids. The record is from RefSeq and is a predicted model, not a curated record. Gene Ontology annotation, molecular function: extracellular matrix structural constituent; protein-macromolecule adaptor activity; signaling receptor binding.
CAACUCUGAUCAAAGCUGACACACACACAGUCAGAGGGUCUUCAGACCCCACCAGGAGCAUUGAAAAGGUCCGACUGCAGCAGAGCAACAUUCAGGAAGAAGCACAGGAACCAUGAGGAGGAUCAGUCUGAUCACCUGUCUGCUCUGUGUGGCUGCAGCUCAGACCGUGGUGGACCCCAGAGGAGCCCGCCCGGUGGUCCACGGAACCAGAGAUGAUAAAUGUGCCACUCAGAGAGAGUGGCCUUUCUGCUCCGAUGAUGACUGGAGCUCUAAAUGCCCGUCGGGCUGCAGGAUCCAGGGUCUGAUGGAUAAAAACGACCACGAUCUGCUGAAGAAGAUCGAGAAGAUCCGCAGCCUGCUGGACCAGAACAAGGCCAAGCACCGGUCCACGGACCAGGUGUCCCGACAGACCUACGACUACCUGAGGGAGAAACUCACCCUCGACUCUGGAAACGACAACACCUACUACGACCUGGCCCAGAAUCUGCGUCARAGUAUCACAGAAAUGAAGAUCCGGAUCGACAGGCAGAUGAAGGUCCUGUUGGCCCUGAAGGAUCGGGUCAAAAGCCAGGUCACUGACAUGCAGAGGCUGGAGACUGAUAUUGACAUCAAGAUUCGCUCCUGCAAAGGAUCCUGCAGCGGUCACAUCCAGUACCAGGUGGACAAGGACAGCUACGUGACUCUGGACAAACAGGUGCAGCAGCUGGAGACCAGCUCAGCCCAGAACAUCGAGACGGUCGGGACUCUGUACGUGAUGAAGAGCAGGAAACUGAAGGAUGCAGUUGUAGACUCCAUUUAUAAAUCUAAAGAUGUGGCGGCUCAGCAGAAGGAGGACCUGUUUCCUCAGGUGAACACGGUUCAGUUCGUCCUGGAGGAGGAAGGCUCCAGCUCCUCCCCAGCAACCAUAUCUAAGGUCCCAGGUACUACUUCCCACGUGUCGUCCACACCCCCUCCUCUCUCCCCUUCCUCAGGCUCAUCUAAAUCCAUCACCGAGCUCGGAGGAUCUGACAAUUUCGGGUUUGGGGGGUUUGAUCUGGGCCAGCCCAGCACAAGCCACGUGUCCACUAAAUCUGUCUCCUGCACCAAGACCAUCAAGAGGAAAGUGGUCCAAACAAAGGACGGUCCAGUGGAAACGGUAGAGGAAGUGUACAGUGGAGGGCCCGAGUGUCAGAGGACGACUGAYCUCUCCAAGGGAGGGAUGAGCUCUUUGUUCCCAACACUCACCCAUGCAUCCUCCUCCCCAUCUUCCUCGAGUUUUACCAAAACCCUCAGCUCUGGUGGCACAAAGGGAAGCCUGUUGGGAGACUCUAAAACUGGGUUCAUGGACCCCUUUGGCACUGGUCUUGACCUUGGAGGGUUCUUGACCGAUGAUGCAGAGGACGACGUCCCUGAUUUCCACGCACGGAGCGUGAAGAGCACGACUGUUGAGCGGCAGGAUGAUUAUGUAGGAAAAGAUUGUGUCGACAUCUUCCAGAAGCACCGGAGAGGGGAAACAAAUGGCCUGUUUAAAAUCAAACCUGGCGACUCGGACUCCACAGCCGCAGUGGGGGUGUACUGCCAGCAGGAGGGGCUCAUGGGUGGGUGGUUGUUAGUCCAGCAGAGGGACGGCGGUUCAGUCAGCUUCAACCGCACCUGGGCCGAGUACCGCGACGGGUUCGGCUCGGUUAGCGAUAAAGGGGAGGGGGAGUUUUGGCUGGGCAACCAAAACCUCCAUCUAUUGACCAAUCAGAGCGAGACCAUGCUGAAGGUGGAGCUGGAGGACUGGGAGGGGGGCGUGGCUACUGCUGAAUAUAUGAUUAGGGUGGGCACGGAGGAGGAGGGGUACCCGCUGCACGUGUCGGGGUACACCGGAGAUGCCGGUGAUGCUCUGACGAUGCCCGGAAAGACGGCUGACAUGUCCCACAACGGCAAAAAGUUCAGCACAUUUGACAAGGACAACGACGAGUGGUCGAGGAACUGUGCCRAAGAUUUCGGGGGUGGGUGGUGGUAUCAUAGCUGCCAGUCGGCUAACCUUAACGGGAUUUAUCACAAAGGUYCAUACGACCCAACAACAAGCACGCUCUUUCAAACUGAGAACGGAAUUGUGUGGGUGACUUACAAACCGAUGACCUACAGCCUGAAAAUUGUUCGGAUGUUCAUCCGGCCCGCUACUUUUUAAAUAAUUAAACAAAAACUAUAAAAUCAAAGGUGACCCUUGACUUAGCUGCUUGGAAAUCUUUCUGGGAUUUCAAAAUUAUUUCAAACAGUCUUGUGUAUUUGUGCUGACUGAUAUAUUUUACCACAUUGUGUAAACUCCAUCGACCUGUUUGUUGCAUUAAAAGUCCAAUGUCCUCUCUGUCAUGUUCUUUAACUCAGUAAAGAUCAACAUGAACUCUGGUCAAUAAAUAAAGAUUCUGUCUUCACCUCA